Penicillium diatomitis is the source of this 747-nucleotide messenger RNA. RefSeq lists its product as uncharacterized. The coding region runs from base 1 to 747 and encodes 248 amino acids. Gene Ontology annotation, molecular function: carboxylic ester hydrolase activity; palmitoyl-(protein) hydrolase activity. Lineage: Eukaryota; Fungi; Ascomycota; Eurotiomycetes; Eurotiales; Aspergillaceae. Gene Ontology annotation, cellular component: cytoplasm. Gene Ontology annotation, biological process: protein depalmitoylation. The record is from RefSeq and is a predicted model, not a curated record. The transcript has a single exon.
AUGGACGUUGGAAGCACUGGGUUAGAAUUCUGUGAGGAUCUGUUCUCAUCAGUCACUCCAGACCUGAAAUCUUUGCCGGACGCCCUGCCAAGUUGGCGCUGGGUCUUUCCCACCUCGGAGAUCCGAUACUCUUCGAGGUUUCAGGAGGAUGAGUCCGCGUGGUUCGAAAUUUGGUCCCUCGAGUAUCCCGACGAGCAGCCCGAGCUUGCUCUCGAAGGCCUGCGGGAAUCUGUGUCCCAUAUUCUGACCAUCCCAAUGAAUGAGAUUGAAUGGGUGGGUGGGAAUGCAAGUCGGGUCUUUCUUUGUGGUAUAAGCCAGGGCUUGGUGACUGCUUUGUGGACAUUCUUCUGCGUGAUCGGACAGAUCAAUCAACCUCUUGGAGGUCUGAUAGGCUUCUGUGGUUGGCUUCCCUUUGCUCAGCGAGCGGAGGAUUUGAUGCGCAAGCAACACGCCAUGGCAUUGCUUCCAGCAGGGAUGAGGGGUUCCUCAUUCGCUGGAUUAGGUCGGCUUGACGAUACUCGCGCCAUUCUGCAGUUGUUUCGCGAUGUUCUUGGUCUCUCCGGUCUAGCAAAGCUUGAUCCGUCCACGGAUAUCUCUUUGCUCUCCACACCGGCGAUUCUGAAUCAUGGAUCAGACGAUCCAGUGGUACCCAUCCGGUUAGGUCGUCAAGCGGCCAGAGUCUUACAAUCCCUCACGGUGCCGACGGAGUGGACCUACUUCAGCGGCGCCCAGGCAAAUGGGCACUGA